GUUUCAUGACCUUCCCUGGGUCAUCUCCAGUCAAUUAUUUUUAAAACUCACUAUACAAAACCAUCCAAUAGCGCUCUACUGUGGGCCUGAUUAAUGCAGAGAGAAGUAGAAGGAAUCAUUUCCACCAUCAAGUACUUGCAUGGUUUUUCUGAUACAUUACCUCAUUUAAUCCUACGACACAAGGAGAGCACAUGCUCUUGGUAACACUCUUGACUGAUGAGGGAGUUGAGGCUCAGAGACGUUAAGUAAUUAAUUGACCAAGGUUCCGCUCAAAUUAAGUGGCAGAUCUGGGAUUCGUGCCCAGUGUUGCCUGACUCGAAAGCCUUUCUUUUUUCAUUACAGACCUCGCCUGAUACUUUUCUCUGAAUACACCCCUGUGGUCCUGAGAGACCUUAGAGUACACGGCUGAUACAUUUGCAACUUAUGGAAUCAUUAACCAAUGGCAACAGGAAUCCAAGGAUAAAGUGAUUUCCCUCCUGUUAACUCACCUGCCUUUGCUGAAGCCAGGAAACCUCGACGCAAAAGUAGAGUAUAUGAAACUGCUGCCCAAAAUCCUGGCGCACUCUAUUGAACACAACCAGCACAUCGAGGAGAGCAGGCAGCUGCUGUCCUAUGCUUUGAUACAUCCGGCCACCUCCUUGGAAGACCGCAGUGCUUUAGCCAUGUGGCUGAAUCACUUGGAGGACCGCACGUCAACCAGCUUCGGUGGCCAGAACCGAGGCCGCUCGGACUCUGUGGAUUAUGGGCAGACGCACUACUAUCACCAAAGACAGAACUCCGACGACAAGCUCAAUGGGUGGCAGAACUCUCGGGAUUCUGGGAUUUGCAUCAACGCCUCCAACUGGCAGGACAAAAGUCUGGGGUGUGAGAACGGCCAUGUGCCCCUCUACUCCUCCUCAUCCGUCCCCACCACAAUCAAUACGAUCGGAACCAGCACAAGUACAAUUCUCUCAGGCCAGGCACACCACAGCCCUUUGAAACGAUCUGUGUCCCUUACCCCACCCAUGAAUGUGCCAAACCAGCCUCUAGGACAUGGAUGGAUGUCUCAUGAGGACUUGCGAGCUAGAGGACCCCAGUGCCUCCCAUCCGAUCAUGCCCCCCUGUCUCCACAAAGCAGUGUAGCCUCUUCAGGAAGUGGUGGGAGUGAACACUUAGAAGAUCAGACCACUGCUCGUAACACAUUCCAAGAAGAAGGUAGUGGUAUGAAAGAUGUUCCCGCCUGGUUAAAAAGCCUCCGCCUGCACAAGUACGCCGCGCUGUUUUCCCAGAUGACCUACGAGGAGAUGAUGGCCCUCACUGAGUGCCAGCUAGAGGCUCAGAAUGUUACCAAAGGUGCAAGACACAAAAUUGUCAUCAGUAUUCAGAAGCUCAAAGAAAGACAGAACCUCCUAAAGUCUUUGGAAAGGGACAUCAUCGAGGGGGGCAACCUUCGCAUCCCACUCCAGGAACUGCACCAGAUGAUCCUGACUCCUAUCAAGGCCUACAGCUCCCCGAGCGCCACCCCUGAGGCUCGCCACCGGGAGCCCCAGGCCCCACAGCCACCUUCACUCAUGGGCCCCGAGAGCCAGAACCCCGACUGCAAAGACAGUGCUGCGGCCCCUGGCACCACAGCCACCACCUCAGCUGGAGCUAGCGGCGGGCUCCAUCCACACCAUCUGAGCAGCUGUGACGGGGAGUUAGCUGUCGCCCCCCUGCCAGAGGGGGAUCUCCCUGGGCAGUUCACCCGUGUCAUGGGGAAAGUGUGCACGCAGCUCUUGGUCUCCAGACCCGAUGAAGAAAAUAUAAGUUCCUAUUUGCAGCUCAUAGACAAGUGUCUAAUUCAUGAGGCAUUUACAGAGACGCAGAAAAAAAGAUUGUUGUCAUGGAAACAGCAGGUGCAGAAGCUCUUCCGGUCUUUCCCUCGGAAAACCCUUCUAGACAUAUCAGGAUAUCGACAGCAAAGAAAUCGCGGCUUUGGGCAGUCCAACUCCCUCCCGACGGCCGGCUCUGUGGGCGGUGGCAUGGGCAGACGGAACCCGCGCCAGUACCAGAUCCCUUCUCGGAAUGUCCCCUCCGCCCGCCUUGGCCUCUUGGGCACCAGUGGGUUCGUCAGCUCCACCCAGCGCAACACCACAGCCAACCCCACCAUCAUGAAACAGGGAAGACAGAACCUCUGGUUUGCCAACCCUGGGGGCAGCAACAGCAUGCCAAGCCGCACCCACAGCUCGGUCCAGAGGACCCGCUCCCUGCCUGUGCACACUUCUCCCCAGAACAUGCUGAUGUUCCAGCAGCCAGAAUUCCAGCUUCCUGUGACUGAACCUGACAUCAAUAACAGGCUGGAGUCCUUGUGCCUCAGUAUGACCGAGCACGCCCUGGGAGACGGGGUUGACCGGACCUCCACAAUCUAGAGCUGAAGAUGGGAGACCGCGCUGGCCGUGAAACCGACUGCUGCGGGUCCAGUGUCAGCCGUCUUCAGGGCUGCGCAGAAUCCUCCAAGAUCCUCUGCAGCCUCCUCCCGGUCCCUCUCCCACUCUGAUUUUGUGAGAGCGUAGGUCAUCCUUGUAAACAUAUCGGUAGACCUGGACUGGUUA
Miniopterus natalensis is the source of this 2570-nucleotide messenger RNA. Lineage: Eukaryota; Metazoa; Chordata; Mammalia; Chiroptera; Miniopteridae. The record is from RefSeq and is a predicted model, not a curated record.